UCACAAAUACAACAAAGAUAAUAACUAGAGUACAACUUGUAUUUUGAAAGAUCACAUAUUAACUUAUCUCUAUGUAUGCAUACAAGGAAGACUCAGGGUGAAAUAUAGGUGGAGAAGGUUAUUGAAAAUCAUGAAUCAUUGAACACUACAGGCCUACUGGCUUUAGAGUAACUGGGACGGGCCAAGAUUUUUGCCACCCCUUUCCACGAAAAUAACUUCUGCAGUUGGCCAAAAAUGCUGCACACCACUUUCUUUCCACAGUGCCUACAGGGUAACUUUGAAAUGACAAUUGGAUCAAGUUUGUUUUAAUAUUUGUUAAGAUGAAACCCUACUUAACUUGUUUUCAUCUCUGUCAAUUUAUUCAAUUUGAAUUGCUAGAGUAGUCAUUUUGAAUUAAUGUAUAUAUAGUAUUUUAUUUGCCUUUCAGUACUAUGACCAAAGAACAGAAUGAUUCAAAAAGUAUGCUUACUGACUCUUGCUUUAUGUUGGAUGGUCAUGGUAUGUGCUGAGCGAAGCCCAAUACUUAUCAUUGAUUUCGGGACUUCAAAUACUCGGUAAUGAAUUAUGAUUCUUUUGUCACAGCUUCAAAACUGUUGAGUACAUUAUUUUUACAGCCAAUUGUUUGUUCCAUAUUUGAAACAGCUGAUAUUCUGUUAAAUGAAAUUAAAUAUUUUAAAGGUAAAAUUACAAUUGAACAAGAAAUAAUUUCAUUAUCAUUUUACUAACUAAAGUGGGGAUACCAAUGCGGAAACAAAUGCAGGUCAUAAAAAAAAAUAUCUGCUAUAAUUAUCAGUUUGAUGCGUAGUUUAAUUUAGAUAUUCUGUGUGUGUGUAUGUGAAGCCCUGGCUUUAAUGAUUUUGUUAUCAUUAAUAUGGAUUUAAUCCAAACAAUAAAAGCCAUGUCAAAAUUCCAUAACAAACAUCAGAACAUUGCACAUACGUCACAUGCAUCAUUUAUAUUAAACUAGAGAUGUUGUGCACAUGUUUCACAUGGACCAUUUUCAAACACAAAAACAGAGCUUUUGUUGUGCAUGAAAAUUUUGAUUGGUUUUAUUAAUGUUAUUGGAACAUCGUUACAUGGAGUCCCAAUCAUGGAGUCCUGCAGGUCCAUGUUAUAGUUUUGUACAGUUCCAAUAAUUGUUUCACAGACUUCAAAUUUAAUGUCUGAUAAUACUGAAGAUUUUGAUUAUUUGAAGUUAUUCAUCAUUGAAGAUGUUUCUAUUACAUGUACGGUACUUCAAAACACCUUGGUAUACUACCAUUUACUUUAAAGAUUUAUUGAUUUUUUUUUUCACAUGUAAUAACUUUGAUCUUAUUAAGUUUAAGUAAAACAAUAACUUAUUUAACUGAAUUCAUUCAACAUCACAAAAAGCAGAAUUUAAAAAUUUUUCCACAAAUGAUUUAUUAUUAGAAAAUAUCAGCUCCACUUUUCUGUCUUAUUACAGUAUGGGUAUUUACAGCGAUGAAGUGUUUGAGAUUAUCCCUAACUCACACGGUCAGUACAUGUUCCCAUCAUGUGUCGCAGUCACCAAAGAUUAUGGCUUGUUAGUUGGACUUGAUACCAUGGAUGCCGCCAGCUCAAACAAUGUGAUAUGCGGUAUGAAGCGUCUGAUUGGCAGGACAGGGGAUGAUCCUAUCAUGCAGGAUGCCAUUAAACAUUAUCCUUUUCAAGUUGCAGAAGGAAACAAGAGUCUGCCAAUCAUUAAGGUACGGCCCAUGGUCUGCUAACAACAGUCUGCCAAUCAUUACGGUAUGUUCCUUGAUUUAAGAAUUAGCUACACCAGAGUUGUGACAGGGUGACCUCGAUGACAGCUGUAUCUAUAUAUAGUAUAAGUUAUUAUACUCAUACAUUGUCAAAUGUCCAAAGUAUUGGAUUUAGGUGUCCUAAUGAUGUUUCUGUUUUUUCUACUUAUUGCUACGCAGUAAAAUUGUCACAACUCUGACUCCAUAAUGUUGUUAUACAUGUCCUCUACAAUUUUUCCCGGGCCGUAGCAGAGUAAUAUGGCUCCCCUACAUCUACUUAUUAUUUACAAUACUUUUAUCCAUCCCCAACCAUUUUUGCCUCACCAACAUAUGCUACUUAUUCUGUUUUCACCUCCAUUUUUGCCUCACCAACAUAUGCUACUUAUUCUGUUUUCACCUCCAUUUUUGCCUCACCAACAUAUGCUACUUAUUCUGUUUUCACCUCCAUUUUUGCCUCACCAACAUAUGCUACUUAUUCUGUUUUCACCUCCAUUUUUGCCUCACCAACAUAUGCUACUUAUUCUGUUUUCACCUCCAUUUUUGCCUCACCAACAUAUGCUACUUAUUCUGUUUUCACCUGCAUAUAUUUGACUUAUUUGCCUGCACUAUUUGCAUCCAUUUUAAAACCCUUCAGUCAACAGUAUUGAAAUACCAUUCCUCAGUCUCUUCAGAAUAUUAAUUUACCAAAUGUUAAAUUCUCCCUCCCAUUUUGGCACCUUGCAGCCCUGUGUUUAACAACCACCUCUGUAUUUAAUCAUAGAGGCCAUCCAUAAAGUUUGUCACACAAUUUGUUGACAAUUUUUACCCCCUCCGUCUAAUCUUGCCCCCGCCCCCUAAAGUAUGCACACCUUCGAACUGAAAAAUUGUUCAACACUGAAAAACUAACUCAAAUUUAAUCUAAACACUCUUCACUAUUAAACUACUAAAGUCAUAAAAGUGACAUCAACUUUCAGGAUACAUCCGUCACAACUGAAAAUUCAACAUCACCGUCAAUUUCAGGUUUUAUACUUUUUAUAAAACAAUAAAAAAAGAAUGACAUCACACAAGAUCUUUACACUCCCCUCCCCCUCCAAAUGUGUUACAAACUGUCACACUUUCUUAGACAUCCUCCAGCAUGUGACAUACUUUAUGGAUGGCCACCAUGUGACGCUACUGGUCACUGUCUACAUAACAGGUUACAACCUAAAUUUAACUUUUAAGGUAUCUUAUCAAAUGCAACGUUCUUCCUCAGUUUACUUUAUCUGGUAUAGUUAGCAAACUCUUUAGGACGUAUUGUGCCCAAAGUGCUUCACUUGAUGUCCCGAUGUAUGAGUCAUGCUGGUCCAACUCUAUAAGCUCAAGGAACUAAUUUAAAUUAAAAAGGCUUUAUUUGAUUUGUGUAUUUGUUCCUCUGUCACCCUCUUCCUGCUCCCAAGCUUUUGGACAUGCACUUCAGUAGUGAAGGAGAAAUAAAAAGUGUGGCAAGCGGGGGCUAUAAAUAUACGUUAAUGAACUAACUAUAACAAUUUAUACCAGAUUAAUUCAGAUAGGGGUCUUCGCGACAUCAGCAUUGAUGAGAUCACUGCUUUUUAUCUGAGACACCUGAGAGAGAUGGCCAGCACAUACCUGGGUCAGAAUGUUACCAGGGUGGUCCUCACCAUCCCAGACCAUUUUACUGACCUUCAGAGGCAGGCCAUCAGACACGCUGCCACACUUGCUGGUUUGGAUGUCCUCGUACUGUUGAGUGAGCCGUAAGUCGAACUGAUCCCAUCAGUGGUCCUGUCAGCCGGGUGUCAGUACAGAUUAUUUUGGAUCCCAUAUUGUUCUAAACUUAAAGUGGCCCCAUCUCUACUUUCCCCCUAUAGUGACCAAGCCACAAAAUUACAUUAGAAAAGUGAACAAUUAAAUCGCAACCUGUAUUGACAUUCCCUGGCCUAUUAUUAGCAAACUCAUCAAUUACAGUAUGUAAGAUUUUACACACAAAAGUAGUGAUUACAUGGUUACACUCCGUACUCCACGUUGAAAAUUUUGUUUGCGUUUGUUAGGGGGGAAAAAUGACUGCGGCGGGGAGGGACAUUGUCCCAAUGGUGGAGGGGGGGGGGGGGCCAAAGAUCCAAAGUGGAGCAGGAACACCAAAAACCUCGUCUUCUUAAAAGAGGGGGGAAAAGGGGGGGGGGGGGGGGGGGACAUUGCCGGAGGGGGGGGGGGGGGGGGGGGUGCCAAAGAUCCAAAGUGGAGCAGGAACACCAAAAACCUCGUCUUCUUAAAAGUCUUCUGAAAUCAGCAGUGCGUCACAACACUGGAAACCACGCACCAUUUUAUACCUGUUAAUAAGUUUUCUAUUAUUACUUACUGUUUCUGCUCUCCAGUCUCCAUCAUAUUGGUGGUCUUACUGUAAAUAUGUAUUGAAAAGACAUCAAAACCAAUGUGUUUAUGGUGUUAUUAUUAACAUCAGACAUAUAACAGCAUUGACUCUUUUUUGACCGGACAGAGGACACAUCACAUUGACAGUUUACCGCUUCAAGGAAGAUACUGAGCAGAGUAAACAUGUAUCAACUAAUAUAUCCUUGAUGAUAGAGUAGCUGCAGCUAUGGCCUAUCCAUAUGAAGAGAUUAACAACGUUAACAAGGAACAGACUCAUCUUGUGAUCCAUCAGGGCACCAGCAGCUUGGGCGUGUUUGUUCUGUUUCUUGACUACGGUGUCGUCUCUGUGGUGGCUGGUCACACGGACCCCUACCUUGGUAAGAAAUCUGUAGGAGUAGGACAGGGGUCUCCAAACUACGGCCUGCAUGCGGCCCGCGAAACCCUUUUAUGCGGCCCGCGGAGACCUUUUUGUCUACGGAAAAAAUUACGGAAAUUUAGUUGUAUCCUGCCAAGAUCAGCCACCGCUUACGUGGAUGUUAUGUUUUUACCGAAUUAAAAUAGAGGCGCGCAGUAGUGCGUUAUGUUUUCUAACCAAUCGUUACUUGGCAAAACCUUAUUCGCUGCAUAGUUUUUCUACUUGCGUUCACAGUCAAUGAGAUACAAUGCCAUCUAGUGGCGGAGCUUUGCCCACUGUGUUGCAGACAUGGGUGAAAACAUCGUGACUAAAAUAGUGAAAAUGCAAGCAAGUUUCGCCAAUUUUUAAUUGCAAUGGAUGAAACGCUGGACAGCUGUUCCACCUCUUAACUGCUUGUGUUCGUUAGAGGUGUGGAUGAAGACCUGAACAUAACACAAGAGCUGGCUUUCCUACAUAGCAUGUACGACACUGUUACCGUCGAGGAUAUAUUUGAUGAGUUGAAAAAAACAUUUGCUGAUUAUAACUUGGACUGGACUAUCCUCAGUUGCCUGACUGUUGAGGGAGGAAAUAACAUGAGUGCUAUAAAGAAAGACUUGGUUGGACAAGUGAAGCAGAUGUGUAAUGAGAAAAAAAUUCUGUAACCAAUGUUCCUGCACUGUAUUAUUCAGCAGAAAGCUGUGUGUGCUAAAUAUGUGGAAAUUAGCAGCGUACUGAAUCCUGUGCUAAAGAGGGUUAAUUUAAUGAGGUCACAUGGGCUCAACCAUAGACAGUUCAGACACCUGUUGAAAGAUGAAGACACAGAAUCGCAAAAUUUACCAUAUUACACAGCAAUAAGAAGGCUAAGUUGUGAGAAAGUUCUGAGCAGAGUAUUUAAGAUAAGAAAGGAAAUAGGUGACUUCCUGGAAAGUAAAGCCAAGCCACAGCCAUCAUUGUCUGAUGAAAAGUUGGUAUGGAAAUUGGUCUUGGCUGCAAACAUAAGUAGUCAUUUGAAUUUUUUGAACCUAAAACUACAAGGAGAGGAAAAUGUAGUUUCUGAUCUAUACACCCACCUAAAGGCCUUCAGAUCCAAAUUCGUCUUGUUUUUUGGAACAAGUACAGGUCAACAACUUGACGCACUUUCAGCAGUGCAAGGUCUUCAUGGCUGAAGCAACAGCAGAGUUCCCCAGGUCAUUUGCAUGUGAGAUCAUGAAAGACCUCCAGCUGCAGUGUCAGCAGCGGUUUUCUGACUUGGAUUUAAAGGCAGAAGAAGUGAAACUUUUUCAAAACCCAUUUGAAGUAGAUGUGGCCAGUCGCCCAGAUGAACUGCACCUGGAGGUCAUUGAGUUGUAAGCAAAUGACCUCCUUAGGGACAAGUUAAAAGAAGGACCGGUGGGUUUUUAAUUAAUUUUCACCCAAGGAAGACUUUCCUAAUUUCAAAACAUUUGCAUACAUGCACCUUUCAAUCUUUGGAGCAACAUGCCUGUGUGCACAAACAUUUUUAAGAACAAAUACGUGAAGAACAAUUUGAGAAAAAAAUUUGUCAGGUCACUGUUGAUGUUAGAGACAUCAAAUCUAAAUCCAGAAAUGUCUGCUCAUCACUGCUAUUUUGGCAUCAAGGAAACAAUUUCACCAUUCCCACUAAUACAGGUGUUCAUGUGUCGUGUAUCAAUGUGUUAUUAAAUAAUAACUGACUUAAAUAAAAUACAUAAAUAAUUAAAAACAACAACCAUGUUUUGAUUCUUUUUUAUUUGGACCUCAAGUGUGUAGUCGGCCCCCAAGCUGCUGUUUGAUAGUUAAUGCGGCCCUCGGGCUGAAAAGUUUGGAGACCCAUGGAAUAGGAGCUAGCAAACAUUGACUAUGUAUUAGACAGGUUAUAGUGGAGUUGUAAUGAGACAGGACAUAUUGGAGUCAUAUUGAGACAGGACAUAGUGGAGUUGUAGUGAGACAGGACAUAGUGGAGUCAUAGUGAGACAGGACAUAGUUGAGUCAUAGUGAGACAGGACAUAGUGGAGUUGAAAUGAGAUAGGACAUAGUGGAGUUGUAAUGAGACAGGACAUAGUGGAGUUGUAAUGAGACAGGAUACAGUGGUGUCAGAAAUCUUUGGUCCAAUUCUAUUUUGUUCAUAUUAAAUAUCACCGGUAGCUAAAAUCAUUUUCGGAAAGUUUGACAAUUAAUUAUUUUAAGUUUUAUACAAUUGUGCUGUAUAGGUGGCGAAGUGUUGAACAAGCGAGUGAUGGACUUACUGCUGAAAACCAUUCAGGAUGCCAACGGCGGUAAAGACAUUCUGUGGGGAGGCAACACAAGGAAAAAACUACAGACCGAGAUUGAGAAAGCUAAGCUUCAACUCUCAUCAUUAGACCACGUGAUUAUAGAGGUUCCUGAUUUGAUGGAUGGUCAUAGCUUUUACUACAAUCUUUCUCGGACUGAGUUUGAGGAGAUCAACAUGGUGAGCAGUUACUAGAUUGUCAAUGAGUCCGAAAGUGGGUCCAUCGCGUCCCCGGAGAUUAACGUAAAAAAAAAAUGUCUUAAUGCAUGGUAAAAAUUGGUUGAUUAAAACAGGGUCUGAAAAUGAUGGCCAGCUGGCCACAUUCGGUCAGCGACAUUGGUUUAUCCAGCCCGCGGUUUCCAUAGUGAUUUUGAAGUCAAAGAAGAAAUAGCGACUGUUAAAAGUCUGCAUGCAACAACAGCGGAUGAUAUUUUCUAAGAGGUAGAAAAAUCUAUUACUCAGUAAAAUUUAGAUUGUAGGACCUCACAACAGAUGUUGAUAAAACCAUGUAAAAUCUUUGUCAGCUUUUCAAUUUUUUACAAAGUAAAAGAGGAAUAUCCAGAUUUACCCUGCCACAAUGUCAUGUGACUCAGCUGAAUGAAGACAUUGAAAUCUAGUUACAUAGCAAUCUUAUCAGAUAAGCUUUUGCAAGCAAUUUUGAUGAAUUGGACUCUAGGAAUACUAUAACUUUGAACCUCAACUUAAAGUCAUUAUGCCAGAAAAGCAACGCAUUGUAUGCUUUUCACCUAUGAGAAAAAAGCUGCUUGUUCAUUUCAAAUGUUUUCCAUAUUAUAAUACUUAAUUUGGAAUCUUAAUUAAAUUAAUUUCAUCUAUGUGAGAAAAGUAGAUUGUGGCCACCCCUUAUGAAGAAUUUACUGUGACAUUUGGUAACGGAAGGAGGUGUGGAAUGAAUGGCGGUAUUUCACGGGUGGCACUUUCACGGGUGGCACUUUCCUCCCUAAUUAUAAGGGGCAGCAUUUUCAUGGAUUGGGAUGAAAAAAAGCUUGACCGCCCCGGGUUGCCCCUAGCUAGACUAGACCUGAUAUGAUUAGUAAACAACAAAAUAGCCAGUUUCAACUACCUAUCCUACUAAAAAAAACACACAGUCAAAUAAAACACAUAACACAUCUCCACCAAUAUGAAAUAAGACAUUGGUAAACCAAUCUUUGAUAGAUUAAAUGUCGGGCGUGUCAAAUUGUAAAUUUCUCGAUCAAGGGGAAGUUUGUUAAAAAUGACCUCAAUUAAUCUACAGGGGGGUUAAAUAAGAUAAGAUUAUUUGAUUGAUCUAAAUAAAUCUGUAAAUCAUGCACUGGGCGUGUUACAACUUAUAGGCUGAGACUGUGUGUCACUAGGCUAUGAAAUAACUUAUAGGCUGAGACUGUGUGUCACUAGGCUAUGUGUAACAAGGCUAUGUGUCACUAGACUGUCACUAGGCAAUGUGUCACUAGACCAUGUGUCAUUAGACUAUGUCGCAAAAGAGAAGAAACAACUAGUUUUCCCUUCACUUUACAAUGUAACUAUUAAAUUGCUUAUUUUCUAAAAAAAUUAGUAAAAAAUAAUUUGCGUUAUCUUUAUCCAUAAUUGUUAUUUCCUGUUAGACAAUUAGGCCUAUAGUUAAUUAAUUUUGAAUUUUUUUUUCUCCCUUAAAAGGGUCUGUUUGGAAAAGUGGUAUCGGUUAUCUCCGAUGUCUUACGAAAUGCCGACAUGAGACCAGAUGAAAUUGAUGACAUCAUUAUGGUGGGAGGCUCAACCAAAGUUCCAAAGAUUCAGGAAAUGGUCAAAAUGUUCUUCUCGCAACAAAAAGUAUUACUAUUAGGCUUAUAUUUUUAACCAGUUGAUAUAUUUUCAAAAAUUAAAAGAAACUACAUAUUAUUUAUAUAUCUGCUCUGUCUUGCUCUCUCUAGGAAUAUUUUUGUUUGUAGCCAAAGUAAAAAACAAAUUUGAAACGCAAGCAGAUCUAUAUCAAAUGCAUUAAUAAUGCACUCUCUGAUAUUAAAGGUAAAAUGUACAUAAGCUGACAGUGUUGUGUUGAAUAGAGUGAUUAAUGAUUUUCUUGUCAUUACUUUUUCAAUAAUCAUAAUACUUUAAGAUAACUUAAUUAGGUCCUAAAAUUAUAUUUCAUUCUCAUUAUGCAAUUUUACAUUCUAUGCAUCUAGGAGGAGCAGCCUAAUGUUAGUGUUAGAUAAAUUGUUAAAAUCAUCUACAUUAUUAUAUAACUUGUUUCAGGAGCUCUUAUUGAGCGUUGACCCAGAGUUGGCUAUACUUUACGGGAGUAAAAACAGAGCAGCUUAUAUUGAAAAGUACGAUGACAUUGAGCCAUACCUAGACGUGACCAGAUUGGCACUUGGAAUACAGACAAAUGGAGGACUCAUGAGUCCCGUCAUACCAAAAUUUACAAUAAUUCCAAUCCCCAAAAAGCAUCAGAUCUUUUCCACGGCAACAGAUGACCAGGAAGCCGUCACCAUUCAGGUGAGACAGCUAUACCUGAAUGUCAAUGGUUUUGAAAUACAUAUUUUUAUAUAUGUAUAUAUAAAAAUAAAUAAAUGCUGUCCACUUUUCAAAAAAAUAAAAUGAAACAAAGGCAGUGUCUGGCAGUGUCUGCACAAAAAAAAAAAAGAAGCAUUUUGAGCAUUCUUUAGAAAAACAUAAAAUAAAGUGAAAACUAAACUAAAAAGAAUUUAACAGAUGCUCAGACCUGUUUACUCUUACGAUUUUGGCAUACAAUGUACGAUUUUGAGGUGUAAACAUAUAUACUGUAUGUUUAUUUUUUACUAUAAAUAUAAGGUAUUGAACAAUUUUGUGAUGAUAUUGUACGAUUUUAAGGGUUUGAGGGUAAACAGGUCUGGAUGCUGUGCAGAGUUGGAGAGAAGACAGAACUGGUAGUGAUCUAAUUAAGAAUGUGGACAUCAGAAAAUAUACUAUCUGGGGCAGGGUCAUCUUCUCAGAGGGGGAACAGUUGCUUCCAAUCUGAUCUGGAAAUAACACUUCCUCUCAACCCCCCAACCUUCCCCUUUGACUUUCUCUCGGUUACAAAAUAAAAAUGGUAAUGGAAACAAUACAAAUGCCCUGGACUAAACUAAUGCAUUAUAAUUGCUAAUGUCUAACAGAUUUAUGAAGGUGAACGCCCGUUCUGUCUCAACAACAAACUUCUGGGUCAGUUUGAUGUGCCCAUCAUUGAAAGAUCAGCCAGAGGGGUCCCUAAGAUCACGGUCACUUUUGAAGUGGACGUCAACUACAUCCUGACAGUGUCUGCCCAAGAUUUGAACGGUAGCCACGUGGUCAGUGUUGUUAUAGGCAAGAUAGAUGAAAACUCAGAAAACACCAAAGAAAGGAUUCGUGAGGCAGAGAAGAAGGCAGAAGAAGACAAACGUACAAAGGAGUUGGUGGAGACCAGGCUGUGCCUUGAACAGAGGAUGUACACAAUGAGGAGGAGGUUGAAUGAGUUGGGGCAGGUCAAUGAAGAAACAGAUCAAGAUUCUGAGGCAGGUGAAUGUACAGGUGCCUUUAACUUGUUGGAGGGACCAACUUAUCUACCCGAUUUGGGGGAUUUUGAAAAAUUAGACCAUAUACAGGAAGAGCAGAUUCUGAAAGACAAAGAAGAGCUAUAAUUAGAAUGGUAUGACACUGCAGAGUGGACAGAGCAGCUAUUUCAAUUUCAACACCAGUUUGACUGUUGGAUUUACUAAAGGCAAUGUCUCUGCAGUUACAGAAUUCACUUGAACUUUUUCCCUGCACGACUUCACAUUAACUAUUUCCCAGCAGGAUUUCAUCUGAACUAUUUCCCUGCAAGAUUUCACAUUGAAUAUUUCCCUCCAGGAUUUCAUCUGAACUAUUUCUCAGCAGGAUUUCAUCUGAACUAUUUCCCUGCAUUUCACUUGGAUAAUGUUUGAUGUCUGUCAUAACAUUGUUUUAAUGCUAGUGUUGCAUACAAAAUGUGUUGAUAUUUCUUGAUUAUUUAAAAACGAAUAAAUAUUCCUGGUUUUACAGGAAGAAAUAA
Molecule: messenger RNA, 10742 nt
Organism: Lymnaea stagnalis (great pond snail)
Lineage: Eukaryota; Metazoa; Mollusca; Gastropoda; Lymnaeidae
Source: the annotation of a GenBank genome assembly